Molecule: messenger RNA, 1361 nt
Organism: Notothenia coriiceps (black rockcod)
Lineage: Eukaryota; Metazoa; Chordata; Actinopteri; Perciformes; Nototheniidae
Gene: mfsd12b
Product: major facilitator superfamily domain containing 12b
Exons: 9
Coding region: 20-1315 (431 amino acids)
Biological process (GO): carbohydrate transport; regulation of melanin biosynthetic process; pigment metabolic process involved in pigmentation
Cellular component (GO): plasma membrane
Molecular function (GO): symporter activity
Source: RefSeq, a predicted model, not a curated record
CACAGGAGUCAAAUCAAUCAUGGAGCAGUUUGUGCCUGCUGGUCGCUCUCUGUCAGCCUGCAGAAGGGUUUGUUUCGCUGCAGGACAUUUCCUCAACGACCUGUGCUCCUCCAUGUGGUUCACCUACCUGCUGGUCUACCUCCACUCCGUGCUCGGCUUCCGAAGCACCUAUGGAGGUGUGUUGCUGCUGAUCGGGCAGAUAGCUGACGGAGUCUCUACGCCUUUGGUUGGAUAUCAAUCCGACAAAACAUCGUGCUUCUAUGGCAAGAGAAAAACAUGGCACUUGUUUGGAACGAUUUGUGUCCUUGUUUCUUUUCCAUUCAUUUUCAACCCAUGCCUGGCCUGUAACGACAGCACUCCUCAGUGGGCUCAAAUACUUUACUUCUCGCCCUUCAUCAUCAUUUUCCAGAUCGGAUGGGCAGCCACUCAGAUCUCUCACCUCUCCCUCAUCCCGGGGCUCGUGUCCAGCGAGAGCGACAGGGUGGAGCUAACCGCGUACAGGUAUGCCUUCACUGUGGUGGCCAAUAUCACCGUGUACAGUGUGGCCUGGCUGCUCUUUCACUUCCAGGCUCAGAACAAUAUGGACACCUCCAUCUCAGAUAGCCUGGGCAAGGUGGACAUCCCCCUUUUCAGAACUCUGGCCCUGGUUAUGCUGGCUACUGGAGCUUUAUUCUCUAUGGUAUUCCACAUCGGUACUAAAGAGGAGGUGACAGAUUCAAUGAGUGAAAAUCAGAGGAUCCUACCGUCAACCUCGCAGGAAGAGUCGCCUGGUCUUGUGUUUCAGUGGAAGCAUUGGCUGAAGGAGCCGUCCUUCUACCAGGUGGCUUUUCUGUACAUGUGCACCAGGUUAAUAGUCAACUUAUCCCAGACCUACAUCUCAGUUUACCUCACCAACUCACUGAUGUUACCAAAGAACUACAUUGCCAUCAUACCUCUAGUGAUGUAUGUCAGCGGCUUCGUUUGCUCUCUGGUUAUGAAACCAGUCAGCAAGCGCAUGGGAAUCAGUAUUACCUAUUUGGUCGGCCUGUUGUUGGUAGUUGGCUUCGCCGUCUGGGUGCUUGUGGACAAGAGCAUGGGAGCUGAGACAAUCUACGGAGCUGCCGUGCUGCUGGGAGCCGGUUCAGCCUCGAUCCUGGUCAUGUCCCUGUCCAUGACGGCCACUCUCAUCGGGGAGCAGACUGGAAGUGCAGCCUUUGUUUAUGGAUCAAUGAGCCUCACAGACAAGUUGGCAAAUGGUCUUGGUGUCCUCCUCAUCCAGAGCACACGGCCAUGUGGGACAGCUGUUUUACAUGUGAAUGGUCUCACAGUCCCUUAAAGCUGCAGUUCUUCACCUUUUUUCACUAGUGGACCCUUAAGUUGAA